GUGGACCUGGCAAGCACGCUGCACGGGGCCAGGCACUCCGAGUUUGCCAGCGAGGUGCGCUCCAGCAUCAACGCCAACUCGGACGAGGAGGCCGUGGAGUUGGCGAAGAAAAAGGUGGCGCUGGUGGGCUUCAAGGAGGAACAGAUGGUGAUCCCCCUGACGAAGGAGGAUCAGAAGAUCAAGAUUCCCGUGGUCGUUAGCGGCAACAGAGGGUUUAAGGAUAUCAAGGUCAA
This is a messenger RNA of Prorocentrum cordatum, 233 nucleotides long. NCBI's taxonomy places the organism in Eukaryota, Dinophyceae, Prorocentrales, Prorocentraceae. The record is from the annotation of a GenBank genome assembly.